AGGAUGGAGAGACUAGUGAACAUUUGUCUUCUGCUCGCUUUGAUUUCUGUGCAGUUUGUUUUUUCUGAAUCUACAUUAAAAGUAUAUGUGACGCCAGAAAAGACAACAUUUUACUCGGAGUUCGGAGAAAAUCCCACAGAAAACAUAAUAUGUAAAUCUAACUGCUCUGGAAGUAACUGCAUAUAUCAAUGGUAUAUUUAUAAUGCCAGCAGAAAUCGGGAAAAAUUCACGGAUGGAAAUAUUUUAUUCUUAAAAAGAGUUACUAAGAGAAACUCUACUUUUAAGUGCUACGUCUACGUAAAAGGUAAUCAAACAAGGUUCUAUGGAUACAGCAAGGAAAUUGAAGUCAUUGUGAAAAGAAACAGGUCAUCCGCUUCACCUACAUACAGUGUCUCGAAGAUUCAGUCGACCACCAACAUGGUGUACUCUCAUUCUACUACUGCAGGCAAAUAUGACGAGAGUUUUUUAUUUAUUGUUAUUGGUAUUAGUGGAGGAACAGCAUUUCUAAUCACCACCAUAAUCCUAGUUGGAAUUCUUUGUAUGCGAGGAAACAAAAGACGUAAAAAUUCUAUAAGAAACGAUACUACUCCCGAGAAAGACCAUGGGUUAGAAUUGACUGAGAAUACUCUCUAUAUCACUGCCGACAACGUAAUUGAGAUGCCACCUUCAGUCCCUGCACAUAAUGAUACGCCCACUUCAGAAAAUGACGUUUACGCUGUCGUUAACAAGGAAAAGAUAACAGAGAAUCACAUUCCUGUGUACGCUGAAGUCUGUACUUCGCAAGAAGGAAAGGACAAACAAGCAACGGAAAAGAAACCAUCAGAGAAGGAAACAAAUAAGCUUGGACAAGCCACAAACAAAGAAGGAAUGGUUUACGUCGAAAUUGAUUUUAAGGACAUGCCCUCAAACGGAAAAUCCGCCUUGCAUGGAGCCGAAAACAAAACAUUGUACGUCGACAUAAACUCUGUCAAACAUGCCGACUCAUUUCAAAAGAGUGGCCAGGAAGACAGUCAUGACUUCCACCAAAAUGGGGAAGAAUAACAUGCGGAAUAAGAUUGCGCUGGACUUAUGAAACCAUUUGGAAGUUAAAGUUUUCAUAAUAUUUGCAAUUUAUUGCCUUUAAUUAAUAUAAUUCAUUUCUGUAGAAAAUUUUGAUUGAACGAUGUUUCUAUAGCUAUGUAUUAAGGAGCCUGGGGGGUCAACAAAUUAACCAUCAGAUAUAACUUAAUUUUUUAGAUAUGAUAUUUUAAGCUGUCAACUGUCAUUUGUCAAACAAAAAUGUCAUACAUUUUAGUUUUAAAAUCUGUUCAUUUUUGUUUAUCUUUAUAUGGAGCUCUUCUUCUAAAGGAGAUCAAUAUAGUCUGAAAAUGGCCACAACCACCCAGCCCUCUUCAAUAAAAACGUUUCAUAUUUAUAUUAGAUACAUAGAUUUCUUAAUGUAUGUAUAAACAACUUGUUAAAAUUGAUGAGAAAGUUUAAGUUGAAUAUAAUAUUUUUCUGCAUUAAGAAGCAAACUUAUAAAUUUUAGAACUAACAAGAACAAAGUUUGAUCAAUUAACAAUAUUAAUUUUUUAUUCAUACGUUGAUUUGAUAUACACAUUGAACUCGAGAUAAAAGUCACAGUGGAGUCUGACAUAGAUGUUUUAUAGUUGGAUGUAUUACAAGAGAAAGAUAUUGAUGGUAAACCAAAUAAAAUUCAUAAUAAGUG
Saccostrea echinata is the source of this 1708-nucleotide messenger RNA. RefSeq lists its product as uncharacterized. Bases 4 to 1041 code for a protein of 345 amino acids. The transcript is spliced from 9 exons. The record is from RefSeq and is a predicted model, not a curated record. NCBI's taxonomy places the organism in Eukaryota, Metazoa, Mollusca, Bivalvia, Ostreida, Ostreidae.